AACGCAAAAGUAAUUGAGUUGUACAAUCGGUUGUCUCGUGACGGCUUAGACUUUACAGAUAAAAAUGGCGUGUACCGCCUUAGCUUCUCUGAUUUCUCUUUACUUCUGGAUUAUUAUACAGCAUUUCAUUACAUAUAUCUUUGACAGCGCUCGAACGACAUUCAUAUUCUUUUGUUACGUCACCGUUGCCGGGCUUGGGCGUGUGCACGUCUUUGGAAUAAAUUAAUAAAUUAGUGUCGUGCCGAUCGCUCCUUCCGGGUCGCGUUUUUGGCGACAUCUAUCCGUUUCAUUUAAAUCAUAACAAUGAGCACCCUUUCGAAGGGUAAGAUAGAAGUGAGUUGUUGGUCCGAUUGACAAAAUGACGACCGACAUCUCGGUGGUGCGCGGGGGUUGGGACCCCACGCUACAACAAGAGAUUGUCGAUGAGUACGAAUACGACGGGGGAAACUCGAGUUCGAGACUUUUCGAACGUUCACGGAUCAAAGCUUUAGCUGGUGAACGUGAAUUGGUACAAAAAAAGACUUUCCAAAAAUGGGUCAACUCCCACUUGGUUCGAUGCUCUUGCCGAAUAGGCGAUUUGUACGUCGAUCUCCGUGACGGGAAAAUGCUCAUCAAGCUUCUCGAGAUCCUCUCCGGAGAACGGCUGCCACGACCUACGAAAGGGAAAAUGCGGAUCCACUGUUUGGAAAACGUGGACAAAGCGUUGCAAUUCCUCCGCGAGCAACGUGUCCAUUUGGAAAACAUGGGAUCCCACGACAUAGUGGAUGGAAAUCCACGAUUAUCCCUCGGCCUCAUUUGGACCAUCAUCUUGCGAUUCCAGAUACAGGAUAUCACGAUCGAGGAGACGGAUAAUCAAGAAACGAAAUCGGCGAAAGACGCGCUGCUUCUCUGGUGCCAGAUGAAAACCGCCGGCUAUCACAACGUGAACGUAAGGAAUUUCACCACGUCUUGGCGCGAUGGAUUGGCGUUUAACGCCAUCAUUCACAAACACAGGCCGGACUUGAUCCAAUUCGAGAAGCUGUCGAAAUCAAACGCCAUAUACAAUUUGAACAACGCGUUCAACGUGGCCGAGGACAAGCUCGGGCUGACCAAACUUUUGGACGCCGAAGACAUUUUCGUGGAUCACCCGGACGAAAAAUCGAUCAUCACGUACGUGGUCACGUAUUAUCAUUACUUCUCCAAGAUGAAACAGGAGACCGUGCAAGGUAAAAGGAUAGGCAAAGUGGUUGGCAUUGCAAUGGAGAACGAUCGUAUGAUACACGAAUACGAAAGUCUGACCAGUGAUCUGUUGCGUUGGAUCGAGGGUACUAUAGAGGCGUUGGGUGACCGCCGAUUUGCCAAUUCUCUGGUGGGUGUCCAGUCUCAGCUUUCCCAAUUCUCCAACUAUCGCACCGUGGAGAAACCUCCCAAGUUCGUGGAGAAAGGGAACCUCGAGGUGUUGUUGUUCACCUUGCAGUCCAAAAUGCGAGCGAACAAUCAGAAACCGUACACGCCGAAAGAGGGCAAGAUGAUCUCGGACAUCAACAAAGCGUGGGAGAGGUUGGAGAAGGCGGAGCACGAGCGCGAGUUGGCUUUGCGCGAGGAAUUGAUCCGUCAGGAGAAGCUGGAGCAACUGGCUGCGAGGUUCAAUCGGAAGGCAAGCAUGAGGGAGACCUGGCUGUCCGAGAAUCAACGCUUGGUCUCCCAGGAUAACUUCGGUUUCGACUUGGCCGCUGUCGAGGCCGCGGCGAAGAAGCACGAGGCCAUAGAGACCGACAUCUUCGCGUACGAGGAACGCGUCCAAGCCGUGAUGGCGGUCUCUCAGGAGUUGGAGGCUGAAAAUUACCACGAUAUCGAGCGCAUCAACGCCCGAAAGGACAACGUUCUUAGGCUGUGGAACUAUCUGCUGGAGCUGCUCCGCGCCAGGAGGAUGAGAUUGGAAUUGUCCCUCCAACUGCAGCAAAACUUCCAAGAGAUGUUGUACAUCCUCGACAGCAUGGAGGAGAUCAAGAUGCGCUUGUUGACCGACGAUUACGGGAAGCACUUGAUGGGCGUGGAGGAUCUGCUGCAGAAGCAUUCCCUGGUUGAGGCAGAUAUCAACGUGUUGGGGGAGAGGGUGAAGGCGGUGGUGCAACAAAGCCAGAGAUUCCUGGACCACGGGGAGGGGUACAGGCCGUGCGACCCGGCAAUCAUAGUCGAGCGCGUGCAGCAGCUGGAGGACGCCUACGCCGAAUUGGUACGAUUGGCGGUGGAGCGUAGGGCCAGGCUGGAGGAGUCUCGAAAACUGUGGCAGUUCUACUGGGACAUGGCCGACGAGGAGAAUUGGAUAAAGGAGAAGGAGCAGAUCGUGUCGACCGGGGACAUCGGCCACGACUUGACCACUAUAAACCUGCUGCUGUCGAAGCACAAGGCCCUGGAGAACGAGAUUCAAUCCCACGAGCCCCAACUGAUGUCCGUGGCAGCGGUCGGGGACGAGUUGGUCCGGCAGAAACACUUCGGCUCGGACAGGAUCCAGGAAAGGCUUCACGAAAUCCUGGGGAUGUGGAAUCACCUGUUGGACCUGGCCGCCUUCAGAAGGAAGCGCUUGGAGGAGGCCGUGGACUAUCACCAACUGUUCGCCGACGCGGACGACAUAGACAUCUGGAUGCUGGACACGCUGCGACUCGUCUCGUCCGAGGACGUCGGCAGGGACGAGGCCAACGUUCAGUCGUUGUUGAAGAAGCACAAAGACGUGACGGACGAGCUGAAGAAUUACGCCGCCACCAUCGACCAGCUUCAUCAACAGGCCUCCUCCCUCGGCGAGCAGGACGCCAAGUCGCCGGAAGUGUUGGAGAGGUUGGCCUCCAUAGACUCGAGGUACAAGGAGCUGAUGGAGCUCGCCAAGCUUCGGAAACAGAGGUUGUUGGACGCGUUGUCGCUGUACAAGUUGUUCAGCGAGUCGGACGGCGUGGAGCAGUGGAUAGGGGAGAAGAAUCGCAUGCUCGAGACCAUGGUCCCGGCAAAGGACAUCGAGGACGUGGAGAUAAUGAAGCACAGGUACAACGGGUUCGAGAAGGAGAUGUACGCGAACGCGUCCCGCGUCGCCGUUGUCAAUCAACUGGCCAGGCAGUUGUUGCACGUGGAGCAUCCCAAUUCGGAGCAAAUCGUUGCGCGGCAGAACGAGCUUAACCAGAAGUGGGCCGAGCUACGCGAGAAGGCGGAGAACAAGCGGGACGAGUUGAACUCGGCCCACGGUGUGCAGACGUUCCACAUAGAAUGCCGCGAGACGGUGUCCUGGAUCGAGGACAAGAAGCGUAUCCUCCAACAGACGGACAGUUUGGAGAUGGAUCUGACCGGGGUGAUGACUUUGCAGCGCAGAUUGAGCGGGAUGGAGCGCGAUCUGGCGGCAAUUCAGGCGAAAUUGGACGCGCUGGAGAUGGAGGCGCAGAAUAUCCAGCAACAGAACCUCGAGGAUCCCGAGGUGAUCAAGGGUAGGAUCGAUCAGAUACACACCAUCUGGGAGCAAUUGACCCAGAUGUUGAAGGAGCGCGACGCGAAGUUGGAAGAGGCGGGUGAUCUCCACAGAUUCCUCAGGGAUCUGGAUCACUUCCAGGCCUGGUUGACCAAGACUCAGACCGACGUCGCCAGCGAGGACACGCCAACCACGCUGGCCGACGCUGAGAAACUGUUGACCCAACACCAGAACAUCAAGGAGGAAAUCGACAAUUACACCGACGAUUACCAGAAAAUGAUGGAGUACGGGGAGAGAUUGACGAGCGAGGCCGGGGACGGCGACACCCAGUACAUGUUCCUCAGGGAGAGAUUGAACGCUUUGAAGAUGGGCUGGGAGGAGUUGCAUCAGAUGUGGGUGAACAGGAAGAUCCUGCUCUCCAAUUCCCUCAACUUGCAGAUAUUCGACCGCGACGCUCGCCAGGCAGAGGUGCUUUUGUCCCAGCAAGAGCACAUUCUCGCCAAGGAUGAGACGCCGGCCAACUUCGAGCAGGCCGAGCACAUGAUAAAACGGCACGAGGCGUUCAUGACAACGAUGGACGCGAACGACGAGAAGAUCAAUUCCGUGGUCCAGUUCGCCGGACGACUUGUCGACGAGGGACACUUCGCGGCCGACAAAGUCAGGAAGAAGGCGGAGAGUAUCAACGAGCGACGCCGGAUAAACCGAGAGAAGGCGAAUCAGUGCAUGGAGAAGCUCAAGGAUCAGCUGCAACUGCAGAUGUUCUUGCAGGAUUGCGAGGAGUUGGGUGAAUGGGUUCAGGAGAAGCACAUCACCGCCCAGGACGAGACCUACAGAAGCGCGAAGACCGUGCACAGCAAGUGGACCAGGCAUCAGGCGUUCGAGGCCGAAAUCGCCAGCAACAAGGAUCGCCUGCAACAGUUGCAACAGGCCGCCGAGGAAUUGAUACAGCAGAAGCCCGACCUGGCCGAGAUCAUCAAGCCGAAGGUGGCGGAAUUGGCCGACCAAUUCGAGGAACUCGAGACGACCACCCACGACAAAGGGGAACGUCUGUUCGACGCGAAUCGGGAGGUUCUUAUUCACCAGACGUGCGACGACAUCGACUCGUGGAUGAACGAGUUGGAGAAACAGAUCGAGAGCACGGACACCGGCUCCGAUCUGGCAUCGGUGAACAUCCUGAUGCAGAAGCAACAGAUGAUCGAGACGCAGAUGGCCGUGAAGGCGAGACAGGUCACCGAGUUGGACAAGCAGGCGGAACAUUUGCAGCGCACGGUGCCCGAGGACAAGAUGGAGGAGAUCAAGUGCAAGAAGGAGAAGGUUGCCCAGAGGUUUGCCCAGUUGAAGGCGCCGUUGAUCGACCGCCAACGCCAGCUGGAGAAGAAAAAGGAGGCGUUCCAGUUCAGGCGCGACGUGGAGGACGAAAAGCUGUGGAUAGCCGAGAAGAUGCCGCAGGCGACCAGCACCGAGUACGGCAACUCUUUGUUCAACGUGCACAUGUUGAAGAAGAAGAAUCAGUCUUUACGCACCGAGAUAGAUAAUCACGAGCCCAGGAUCAAUCUAGUCUGCAACAACGGGCGGAAACUCAUAGACGAGGGGCACGAGGACAGCCCCGAGUUCCAGAAGCUGAUAUCCGAGUUGACCGAGAAGUGGAAGGAGUUGAAGCAUGCCGUGGACGACAGGAACAAGCAUCUCCUUCAAAACGAGAAGGCGCAGCAAUACUUCUUCGACGCGACGGAGGCGGAGUCCUGGAUGAGCGAGCAGGAGUUGUACAUGAUGGUCGAGGACCGUGGCAAGGACGAGAUCUCUGCCCAGAAUCUGAUGAAGAAGCACGAGUCUUUGGAGCACGCGGUCGAAGAUUACGCGGAGACUAUUCGCCAGCUGGGAGAAACUGCCAGGCAGCUCAUCAACGACCAGCACCCACUUGCCGAUCAGAUCGCUGUUAAACAAUCCCAGGUGGACAAACUGUACGCCGGCCUCAAGGAUCUUGCCGGUGAACGCCGGGCCAAAUUGGACGAGGCUCUUCAAUUAUUCAUGCUGAACAGGGAGGUGGACGAUCUGGAACAGUGGAUCGCGGAAAGGGAAUUGGUAGCGGGAAGUCACGAAUUGGGCCAAGAUUACGAUCACGUGACGCUCCUUUGGGAAAGGUUCAAAGAGUUCGCCCGAGACACAGAGGCGAUAGGCUCGGAAAGAGUGGCUGCCGUGAACGGGAUCGCGGACUCCCUGAUAGCGACCGGCCACUCCGACGCCGCCACGAUCGCGGAAUGGAAGGACGGUUUGAACGAGGUCUGGCAAGACUUGCUCGAAUUGAUCGAGACUCGUACGCAGAUGUUGCAAGCCAGUCGAGAGCUGCACAAAUUCUUCCACGAUUGCAAAGACGUGCUUGGACGAAUAUUGGAGAAGCAGAACGCGAUGUCCGACGAGUUGGGCCGCGAUGCCGGCUCUGUUUCUGCCCUUCAACGGAAACACGCCAAUUUCAUGCAGGAUUUGUCCACGUUGCAAAGCCAAGUGACGCAGAUUCAAGAGGAGUCUGCCAAGCUGCAGGCAAGUUAUGCAGGGGAUAAGGCUAGAGAGAUAACUAAUCGCGAGGGAGAGGUGGUCGCUGCUUGGAACAACCUUCAGUCGUUGUGCGACGCUAGGAGGACGAAGUUGGAGGAUACCGGUGAUUUGUUCCGAUUCUUCAACAUGGUUAGAACUCUUAUGAUUUGGAUGGAUGACGUAGUCCGUCAGAUGAACACCUCGGAAAAGCCUCGAGAUGUCGCCGGAGUGGAGUUGCUUAUGAACAAUCAUCAAAGUUUGAAAGCUGAGAUAGAUGCCAGAGAGGACAACUUGAUGGCGUGUAUCAAUCUUGGAAAAGAUUUGUUAGCCAGAAAUCAUUAUGCAAGCAGCCAGAUCAAAGAGAAAUUGGCAGCUCUAACGGAUCAUAGAAACGCCUUGUUGCAUAGAUGGGAGGAACGCUGGGAGAAUUUACAACUGAUUUUGGAGGUGUAUCAAUUCGCAAGAGACGCGGCGGUUGCCGAAGCGUGGUUGAUCGCCCAAGAACCGUACCUUAUGAGCCAAGAACUUGGCCACACGAUCGAUGAGGUGGAGAACCUGAUUAAGAAACACGAAGCGUUCGAAAAGUCGGCAGCCGCACAGGAAGAAAGGUUUAGUGCCUUGCAUCGACUCACUACGUUUGAGUUGAAGGAAAUGAAGAGGAGGGAACAAGAACGAGAAGAAGAAGAAAGACGCAAGAAAGAGGAGGCCGCAGCAGCCGAGGCAGCUCGAUUAGCUAAAGCAACGCCUGUAACUAGUCCAGAUGAACCACCUAGCGAGAGGGCAGAAGCAGAGGGUGUACCAAGUGGGGAACGUCCAGCUGGAGAAGAUGAGUCACAUGUGGCACCUCGCAAGGCUUCUACACGUACACCACAGCCUCAAGACAAGCCCAAGGAAGUGCAUGUUCAGAAACCUGCACGUCUAUCCACGCGAGGAGAAGCGACACCACCUGCCACCUCUUCGAAACCUCCGCAAGGUCUAUCUAGUCCAACAACUCCUAAAGGUGGAAGCGGAAGCGAGUCUGGUACUUUAAGACGUAAGGAACGUAGUCGCAGCAAGUCGCCGUUCAGAAGCUUCCGUUGGAGAAAAUCCGCCAAGUCGCCGAGUUUAGAUCGCAGUGGCGUGAGUGAUGAUGAACGCAGCAUUUCUGAACAACGAAGUCCCACCGACGAUGAAUUCGAAGGCGUGUUGCAACGGAAGCACGAAUGGGAGAGUACAACGAAGAAAGCGUCUAAUCGAUCUUGGCACAAAGUGUACAUGGUUGUACGUGGACAAAGCUUGUUUGUAUAUACGGACCAAAAAUCGUACAAGGCAGCGCCUGAUCAACCGUACAAGGGAGAAUCUCCUCUGGAUCUUAGAGGAGCGACUAUUACCGUGGCGAGUGAUUAUACUAAGAAGAAACACGUCUUCCGAGUAAAGUCACAAAGCGGAUCAGAUUUCCUAUUUCAGGCUAAAGAUGAUUCUGAAAUGAACGAAUGGGUUACCGUGUUGAAUCAAGCGGCACAAGGUACAUCAGGCGCGGGCACAUCCAGGGCGCACACUUUGCCCGCGCCCACGCAAGCCGAAACUAAACGACGUAGUUUCUUCACUCUCAAGAAAAACUAAACUGGAGCAGUGAAGUUCGGUAUAAGCCGCUCAGCACAACACACACAGUUUAAUAAGAAAUGUUUCGUCGCUCUACGUGGUUAACAAAUAAAAAAAAAAAAGCAACGCUGAUUAUUAAAAUUAGGAGACAUACACGCGGACAUGGUGUUUGAAAAAAAUAUUAAAAAAAAAAAAAAAUGAAUCGAAGGACAAUUCAACUUGCUAUUAUAACAUUCGUGUCGUUUUAUGAAAUACGCCUAUUCAUCUUCGAAUAUUAUUCGCCAGAAAGAAAGAAAGAAAAAAAAAAAAUUAAAAUAGAAAAUAUUUCAGCAGCUGUCUGUAUGUGUUUUCACGCGCGUGUAGGCCAUUUAAAGUCUCUAAUUGCGUUUUUUUAAUUUUUUCCAAAAAUUUUCGAACACACUUUGCAAUAUAUCGCUAGUUGAGAAAAUGACACACACAUACAUACAUACACACAUUCGAUAAUGUCCCACGUUAGCGUGAUCGAGUUACUCGAAUAUGGAUAUUGAUCGUCAAAAUUAAUUCUAUACUUUUUUGGCAUAUUUGCAUGGCAACGCAAUAAUGAUAACACAAUACAAGAUAGAUCCUGUAAUUUAACCCUUUGCGCUCCAACGAUGACUUUCCGACAUCAUUUGCAUUGAUGGGGCAACUUGAACGGCGACAAUAUUUAUUUAUUGAUUUUUUUAGAAUAUCGCUUCAUAGAUAGGUUUCUAAGCUCUUUACGUGUAAUCUUAUAAUAUGUAGAAUAAUAUAUUGUUAAAUGGUUAGAUUUUUUAUCUCAAAUUAGACCGGGAUCGCUGGUCGGACGACAUCUUCGGCGUUAGUCUGAGUUUGACAAUAUUAAAAAUGGCAAUGUUAAAAAUUAUUAUUUUCAAAGUUUUUGAGUCUUGUAAGCAUUGGUAAUGAAAUUAGUUCAAGUGAAGAUGAAAUAAAAGGUAUAGAGAAAUAAGAAGGCGAAAAGUAAGAAUAAUAGAUAAUGUAUGUGAAAACAAUAGUAGAAGUAAAGAUAUCGCAGAAGACAGAAAAUUUCAAAUGGAUAGCAUGCACAGAAUCAGAAAAUAUAUUGCGAAGAAUACAAUUUGUAUCUCAAAAAAUCUGCAGGACCGCAAGUAUCUUCGAAUAUAAAUGAAUUAGAUUUUUUAAACUAUUUUUUACUGAUGAACUUAAUGAAAUAGUACGAGAAACAAAUAAUUAUGCAAAAAAGUUAAGAGUACUAUUGCUCUGACUUGCUUUGACAAACCGAGGAUGCAUCUUACUUCAUAAAAUAUGGAACAAAAUAUUAAAAUAUAAAAGUUUUAUGCGUUAAUUUGUGUGUGAAAUUAUAAAUUAGCUGUAAGAAAUUCCACCGAACGCACCAAAUGCGUGCAAAUCGUCUGAAGUUGCUAGUUCGACCAAGCGAAAAACAGUCUUGGAGUGCAAAGGAUUAAUAUGUGGUAUUUUAUAUAGUUUUUUUUAAUAUCAUUAAGACGAUCAUUUGUCUUUGUAAUUUUAUUAUUAAUGUCAUGUUACUGCAAAAGUUCUUUAGAUAUUUGAAAGUCAAAUAAGAAUUCAAUCUUGAAUUCAUGCUACUCAAAAAAUAGAGAGAAAUCAUAUAUUGAAACAAAAUGAGUCAAAUAUGAAAAGUCGACAAAUGAUCUGUCAUGUUUUGAAAUAAUAUGUACUUGUUAAUAUUUCUUUCUACAAUUUUCUACAUAUAUUUUAUCUUUUUUAACAUUUUAGAUAUUUCAAUGUUGAAAUAAUGCCUUAGAAUAUAUUUAUAUUCUUGUUUUAAUUGCAAGUUGUUGAAAUGUUGAAAUAAUUGAAAAGUAAAUUUUUUAAUCUUUUUAUAUUAUAUUAAAUAAAAGUUUAGAUAAAAAUAAAAAAUAAAAUUACUUACAAGUUAUAGAACUAUAAUGUUUUUAUUUUAGAAAAAAUUUUUAUAACAGAGCUUAUGCAGUGACUUGAUAUGCGUUGUUGCUCGUCUUAAGAAGAAAAGAAGCGUUGUAUAAUUUAUAUAAUUUAUAAUUUUUGCCUUUGUUUUAUCUAUUGUAAACAGCUCAAUUGCGCGAUGCACGUUCAUUUGCAACGACUGUACGUACACUUUCUCGCCCUGCACGUUUAUUUUAAUUUCAUAUUUCUCCGCAAACGGUUCGUUUGCGUUUCGAUAACUGCCAUAUAUAUAUUUUUAAGCGGCACACUAACUUGGGACAUAAUAUAUAUAUAAAUAUAUAAAUAUAUAAAUAUUAUAUAUAAAUAUAAAUAAAAAUUAGCUUUAAAAAAAUUGUUAAAUAUAUGCUAUGCCGCAAGGGAUACGCAUUGGAGGAUUAUAAAAAAAAAAAAAACAAAUGGAACACACAUUGUGUAAUAAUUUAAAGAAUUUCCUCUUAUAUAUGAUCCUAAAAAUAUGAUUCUACGGAAUUAAAAAAAGAAAGAAAGAGAGAUAUUUAAUUGUUCUUUAUAGACAUUUCUGCGUGUGUGAUACAGUUUUUAUUGAGCGAGUUUUUAAUAAUUAGAGAAAUCCAGAAACUCAGAAUGAUAUUAAGAUUAUGUUUGGAAAUAUCUCGCUUGAUACUAACUGAUAUCCUAUUCAUAUUACGAUCACGUGAUAUUCUUAUGCUUUAUUUUUCGUUCUUUUUCUUUUUUUUUUUUUUUGAUAUUUUUAAAUAUUUAUCAUGUUCAUUUUUUUUUUGUUUCGUACAAAGAGUAUAAGAACAAUUUAAUAUUCAGACUUAUAUUCGCAAUCAUUUUAUUUCAAUAACGAUUAUUUAAGAAUUAAUUAUUUUUACAAGAAAAUUAUUUUUAUUUUAAUAUCAUCUAAUUACAAUGCGACUCAUUUCAAUUGACGUCGACUUGUUCCAUUAUUCUUGGAAUGCACUUUAUUCUAACGCGAUAAUAUAUUUCUCGCAAUAAGACCUCUGAGUAGCACAUGAGGAUACGUUUGUAAAACGUCUCAUCUUUUUUACUAUAUUAUACUGUGCGCUUCAUACUAAUUUGUACAUAUGAUCAUUAUCAAUGCAGUGUACGCCUAGACAAGAAGAUGAAAAGUCAUAAUUAACGAACUUAAUCAAAAGAAAGAAAUGAAAUCGACAACAAGUUCGCUUUUUUCUAGUUUAAUGCAUGUGCAUUUAGUGGAUAUUUUUUAAACUAUUCGGAGUCGCAUUGCUACACUACACACAACUUAAUAUUUCAUAGCUAUGUGUUUUAUAUAUAAAUAUAAAUAUGAUUAUAUAUAUAUAUAAAUACGAGAUAAUGAAGGACGAUAAAUUAUAAGAAAUAAAAAUGUUUAUGAUAGAAAAUAUAUGAUAAUUGUAAAACUA
Molecule: messenger RNA, 10857 nt
Organism: Apis cerana (Asiatic honeybee)
Lineage: Eukaryota; Metazoa; Arthropoda; Insecta; Hymenoptera; Apidae
Gene: beta-Spec
Product: spectrin beta chain
Cellular component (GO): spectrin
Molecular function (GO): actin binding; structural constituent of cytoskeleton; phospholipid binding
Source: RefSeq, a predicted model, not a curated record